ACGAUCACAGCUACCAUGUCGGCUGCCACCCCCACCACGCUGGCGGAGUUUGAGGCGUCUGCACGGCAGAAAGCGACAGCGUUCGCGUGGAGCUACCUGAGCCGGCCCGGUGAGGACGGACAGACUCACACUGAUAACCGUCGGGCUUUUAAACGCUAUCGCCUCAUUCCACGGAAUCUGCGUGACGUGUACAUCCGGGACACUUCUGUGACCAUAUUAGGUACCAAGCUGGAUUUCCCAGUGGCCAUUGCGCCAACAGCCACGCACCUAUUGUUUCAUCCUGAGGCGGAGUUGACGACUGCAAGAGGCGCAGCCUCCAUGAACACCCUGAUGGUUCUGAGCUCCUGGUCGCAUCACUCCUUAAAACAGGUGGCUGAGGCGGCUCCGCGGGGGGUCCGCUGGUUCUACAUGCUGUUCUACCGAGACCGAGGCCGGAUGAAGCGGCUCCUGGAGCGGGCAGAACGGGCGGGUUACGCCGCCAUAGUCCUCACCGCGGAUCAGCCUUUCUUUACGUUUUCUUUUCGCAAAGUAGCGACUACUUUGCCAUUAGAUUUUCGGUUCCCCAACAUCUACUUAGACGACAACCCCCCUGGGCCUCUCGGCUCAUUAGAACUGGCCGAGUACUUCAAGAAAACCGUCAAGGAGGCGGCAACAUGGGAAGAUGUGGAAUGGGUGAAGAAGAACACCAGGCUGCCGGUUGUUCUUAAAGGAAUCCUGUCCGUUGAUGAUGCUAAGAUGGCAGUCCGGUUGGGGAUUGACGCCAUCUUGGUGUCUAACCACGGUGGCAGACAAUUGGACGGAGUCCCUGCUACUAUCGACGUUCUUCCGGACAUCGUCGGCGCAGUUGGCGGUGAGGCGGAGGUUUACCUGGACGGAGGGGUCCGGACUGGGACGGACGUGCUGAAGGCCUUGGCGCUUGGGGCCAGAUGUGUGUUCAUCGGCAGGCCCGCUCUAUGGGGACUUGCUUAUAACGGUGCUGAAGGUGUUCAGCAGGUUCUCAAGAUUCUGAAGGACGAACUCAGUUUGGCCAUGGCCAGAGCGGGUAAGUAUAUUUGAAAGUUCGUAACUUUUAAUCUAAAAAUUCAAGAAGAUUCACUAAUUCCUUGACUCAAGUCACACAGUCACAGAUUCGCACAAGUGCAAAUCAU
Molecule: messenger RNA, 1148 nt
Organism: Branchiostoma floridae (Florida lancelet)
Lineage: Eukaryota; Metazoa; Chordata; Leptocardii; Amphioxiformes; Branchiostomatidae
Product: hydroxyacid oxidase 1-like
Exons: 7
Coding region: 16-1056 (346 amino acids)
Molecular function (GO): oxidoreductase activity; FMN binding
Source: RefSeq, a predicted model, not a curated record